Messenger RNA from Vitis riparia (riverbank grape), 1339 nucleotides. Its product is annotated as protein ULTRAPETALA 1-like. Gene Ontology annotation, molecular function: DNA binding. The coding region runs from base 337 to 1044 and encodes 235 amino acids. The record is from RefSeq and is a predicted model, not a curated record. The transcript has 3 exons. Gene Ontology annotation, cellular component: cytosol; nucleus. NCBI's taxonomy places the organism in Eukaryota, Viridiplantae, Streptophyta, Magnoliopsida, Vitales, Vitaceae.
AGCGCCCUUUAACCCUCCACCCCACGACAUUUGUUUUGGAUUGUCCAGCUCAUUCAACACCCACACCAACUUCUCUCUCUAAAUGCUUUCUCUCUCUCUACGAUAAACUCUCUCUCUCCUUUUCAACGUUUUCUCCACCAGAUCUCUCGGGGUGAGCCGUGGAGAUGCGCGCUCAUUGAGAGACUUUUCCUUGGUUGUGCUUUUCCAUGUUACCAAACGCGGCCUUUGGACUUACCCCCAUGUUAUUUUUCUGAUUGGUUUUCUUGGUUUAUUUCGUGAGUUUUUUUGGGUUGAUUAGAUCUGGGGGUUUUUGUAUUUUUUGGAGGUAGAGGAGAAAUGGAGAAUGGGGGUGGCGGUGGCGGGGAGUUGAUGUUCAGUGAUGAGGAAUUGCGAGAGAUAAGUGGGGUUAAGAGAGGUGGAGAUUAUGUGGAGGUGACGUGUGGGUGUACCAGCCAUAGAUAUGGUGAUGCUGUUGGACGGCUUAGGGUUUUCAUUGGUGGUGAUCUUGAAAUCACCUGUGAAUGCACCCCUGGUUGUCAGGAAGACAAGUUGACCCCAGCUGCAUUUGAGAAGCAUUCUGGAAGAGAGACAGCUAGGAAAUGGAAGAACAAUGUCUGGGUAAUAGUUAAUGGGGAGAAGGUUCCAUUGUCAAAGACAGUGCUGCUUAAAUACUACAAUCAAGCAUCAAAAAAUGCUAAUGGGUCUCACAGAUCCCAUAAUGGACGAGUAUGUCAUCGAGAUGAAUUCGUUCGCUGUACUAGGUGUAACAAGGAGCGCAGGUUUCGUCUCCGGUCUAAAGAGGAAUGCCGAAUUCACCAUGAUGCUUUGGCAGAUGUGAAUUGGAAAUGUCCUGAUCUGCCAUAUGACAAAAUAACAUGUGAGGACGAAGAAGAACGUGCAAGCCGCAGGGUGUACAGAGGUUGCUUACGAUCUCCUACAUGCAGGGGUUGCACCUCCUGUGUAUGUUUUGGAUGUGAAAUCUGCCGCUUCUCAGAUUGCAGUUGCCAGACCUGCAUCGACUUCACAAGGAAUGCAGUAGCUUGAGACUCCAGAGUCCUUUCAAGUCAUAAUAUUCCUUUCUCCAUUUUGGUGGGACCCUUUUUUUCAUGUUGCUUCAUUGCUUAGCCCCAAACCCCACAUUUACACAAUUCCCAUCAGUGACAAUUCCUAUGUUAAACUUGAAGUUCUAGUCUUCGAGUUCAGUUUUCUGCUUGCUCGAAGACUAGUUUAGAACCUGAGAAUUCAGUAAUUUAUUCUCUAAAUUGGAAAUUUACAUUGGGCAUUCCAAGAAGAUGUUCCUAUUUCGGUGUCCUAAUCUUAUGCUGUUUACUCCAUUUUA